Zophobas morio is the source of this 6225-nucleotide messenger RNA. RefSeq names its product radish (gene rsh). Lineage: Eukaryota; Metazoa; Arthropoda; Insecta; Coleoptera; Tenebrionidae. Gene Ontology annotation, molecular function: GTPase activator activity; protein binding. Gene Ontology annotation, cellular component: cytoplasm. The record is from RefSeq and is a predicted model, not a curated record. Gene Ontology annotation, biological process: activation of GTPase activity; regulation of small GTPase mediated signal transduction. The coding region runs from base 207 to 4922 and encodes 1571 amino acids. The transcript has 15 exons.
CGCGAUACCGAAUGCCGGUGUUACAGUACGCUAUAGUCCUGCACAGCUCAAGUGCUUGAUUUUUCGAGCUUUCGCUACUAUGCUAUAGUUGGUGUUAGAUAAGCAGGUGGAGGCGGAUCAGCCCGGAGCGGACCAGCGUGGAGCGUCGCCCUCGUCGAGUCCAGGGGCUGGUAGGGUCUGUCAGAGUCCGGGCGCCAGAAUGAGCCAUGGCGCAGCUACCGUCGCCGCGCCUGCGCCACUACAGGACAAUGACGGCCAUCUGCUUCGUCUGCAACCUUCCCAUCCUGUCGCACCAAGUCGGGCUGGUAUGGCAAGGAGGAAACGGCUGGGACGACCUGGUUCGCGAGCAGGUCGAAGAGUCCACGAUCAGGCAGCGACUGGGCGGCCGGAGGGACUCCGCCACGCAGAUAUGCAGCAUCUCGCCGCCGACAGAAACCCAAGAAACCUCCCCGCCCACCUCCGGCACUACCCGCCGCCGCCGAAGCUCUCUGGCCCAACUCACCGACAUCUUGCGCGAAUGGGGCGGAUCGACGAAAAGUCGCCAGAAGCAGCUGUGCAGGAGGGAGACUUUGGCGGACUUGGCAAGGUCGCUUCCGUGGGGUCGCCAGUCGACCACCGAAGCUGGACCCACUCCGAGCAUCUCGACCAGCCGGAAAAGAAGAGAAUCUAGCGCUGACUCCGGUAUCAGAAGCAUGGGCUCGAAGUCCAGGCGGGACUCGCACCACACCGCCAUCUCAGAUUUUAGAUCGGAAGUCGCCAAGCUGUGGCAGCGGCGGGAGUCCAACACCCCGACGAUGAUAACGGCGAGCACGUCGCCGAGGAGGGGCAGCGGGGAGUCGAGCAAGAGCGGCAGACGGGACUCGGUAUCGCACUCGCACGGGGCCUCCAGAAGGGGUUCCGGGGAGAGCGGGAGAAGUGGUAGGCGUGAUUCCACCACCAUAAUUACCCCACCGCCACCUAAAAUCGUAGCCGCGCAAAAAAAACGUAGAGAUUCACGCACGGUUAACGAGACACCCUACUAUAGACAAGAACAAAGACCUUCCACUUCUUCCACGGCUUCAGAUUCUACACCCAUUGUAGCACAAAUCGCGCAGAUUGCCGCCUCUACUGCCACUACUGCCACUACUGCACCACCGUCGGUUACUUCCGAAACUAGCACCCAAGCUCUUCCUCCACCUACGAUUAUCACUUCCAGUGUUACUCCUCCGGCGACUUCGCCCACCGUGCAAGCUACAACACCAACGCACCCUUUAUUGGCGACCAGAAGAGACUCCACCACCCAAUGCGGCCGCUUAGGUAGGCGAGAUUCCAGGAGUCACGCUAGUCCGGAGAGAAGCAGCAAGCUGUCUAGACUCCAAAGACAGAACACUGCUUACGACGAGAGCUGCUUGCCGCCUGGUGGUUGGAGUCGUCGGGGAUCGCAGCCCACUGCUCUGAGUCCCGACGUUGACGACACCGGGCGAAAGGCCCGUCGUGAUUCUUUGAGCCCCGAUUCCGCUUCGCGCGGUCGACGCGACUCCCGUUCCCAUUUGAGCCCAGAUCGUUCUGGUGAACGAGAUAUUAGUCCUGUUAGACGCACCACGAGGAGGGGCCGCUUGCGAAGACAAUCCACAAGCGUGGCGAGAGGUCCGGGACAUCGGUCACCAGAUAGCUCCAGUUGUUCGAGUAGAGACCCUAGUCCCUCCAACAGACCCGUUCCUCCCCCUACCGAGAAUUACAGACCGACUAUCCGUCGGCAGUCCACCACCGAAGAAAUUCUUAUCGCUAGAGGUUUCCGGAGACAGUCGACGACGGAGGAGAUGAUUCGUUGCAGGAAUUUCAGAAGACAGAGCUCGCAGAGCGACGACUGUCAAAGAUACAGAGGUAGGAGAGACUCCAGCGCUCAGAUCCUCGACGGUACCAUCGCAUCCAUGACCGUCGAAACUUCUAGCACGUUUUUCGACUCCAGCACACAAACAGAACCUUCGCCGCUGUACGACAAUAAUCACUACCACGAGGAAUGUUUGCGAUGCAAUUCCUGCGGACUCAAUUUGACGGGUCCCAACCAGAAGCGAGCAAGACGCUUCAAAAACCAGAUACUCUGCGAUUUGCACUUCGCUGACGUUGCUCUCAUGGAGUGCUCGGACUUCAUGCAGCAACUUCGCGCUUUCAAGCCGCAGUCCUUAGGCUGCGCCGUGGCCCGAAGGAAGUCCUCUACUACCCUCAUUUUCCCCCUACCACCACAAGCAUGUUCAGAUGAAUUUUGCGAAGAAUUCCCCCACAACUUCAUUCCCACUCCAGGUUACUGGAUAGAGUGUUCAAGACAAAAAAUCACUUCGGAUACGAUAUGGGAUGAAAGUGAGUCCGACCAUGAAAUUCAAGAAGGUGACGAAGAGGAUCACACCGACGGCACCGAUCAAGAAAAUGGACACGCGUCAAGAAGACGAGAUCGCAGUUGCAAUGACCUCUACGAAGACGACGAAGAGGACGACUCCUCAUCCCCUCGUAAGAAAACCACCAUCGAAGAACAAUGGGAGAAGAAUCAAGGGUUCGAGCUUACCAGCGUGGAACAAGAAACCUACGAGAAAUAUUUCUACGGUACCGAACACUGGAACUACUUCACCAACGACGAAGAUUUAGGUCCUGUCAUCCUAUCGAUUAAACAAGAAACGUUAAAUUCCCGGGAUCAAUUUAGGAUAUUAGUAAGAGCCAUCAGUUACACGGUCCACGGACUGAUUCCUGCCAGUUGUGUCUUUGCCGAUCGUUAUAAUCGUGAAGAAGUCGUAAGAUCCUUAGGUAAAGAAGUUAACAUUAAUCCUCCCCUAACUUUGGGACAACUUCCCGAUACCCCAGAAGAACUAUUGAAGUUGGAUCAGGUUUUCAUAAAAUCGGAACUGAAAGUGGGCGUUAUUUACGUGAAAGAAGGACAAUACACCGAAGAAGAGAUACUAGACAAUAACGAUAAUUCGGUGCUGUUCGAGGAGUUCCUGCAGAUUUUCGGCGAGAAAGUGCGUCUUAAAGGCUUCGAUAAAUACAAAGGGGGUUUGGAUACGGUUCACGAUUUAACAGGAUUAUAUUCGGUUUACACGAACUGGAGGAACAUUGAAAUUAUGUUCCAUGUCAGCACCUUGUUGCCGUACGAGAAGCACGACCCUCAAAAGCUGCAAAGGAAGAGGCACAUAGGCAACGACAUCGUGUGUGUGGUGUUUUUGGAAGCCGAUAAUACGGCCUUCUCGCCCGCUUGUAUCAAAAGUCACUUCCUCCACACCUUCAUCUUAGUGCGAACUUCUCCUAGAAUUAAGAGGAAACCCACUCGAUAUGAAGUGUCAGUUGUUACAAGAGAUGAAGUGGGUGCCUACAAGCCUUAUCUAUGGGAGCAAAGUGUUUUCGACAAGGGACCGAUGUUCAGGGAGUGGCUGCUUACGAAAAUCGUCAACGGCGAAAGGGCUAGCUACUCCGCUCCCAAGUUCGCCAGGAUGCAGGAAAGAACGAGGUCUCAAAUGCUCGAGGACAUCGUCGCCAACCUACAGAACCACGCAGAGACUGGACAAAUUCCCAAGCCUUAUAGAAGAGGUUCUUGGCGGCCUAUUGGCCAUAUGAGACCCUCUUCACCUUUAUUAGAUAGUGUCCGUGAUCAAUUCGAAGAUUAUGAUCAGAUAGCGAAAGACUUCACCAGGAUGUUCCUGAACACCGAUGCCAACACCUUGGCAAACGCGCAACUGUUCGACGUGGUGUUCCUCGUCGGGCAGUCAAAGCAGAAGGCCAAAUUAGUGGGUGUUCGAGCAAUUUUGGGAGUACGUAGUAGAGUCUUCCAAGAAAUGCUGUACGGCAUCCAAACAGGUUUCGGUUCGCCUCAAGUGCCCGUGGCUGAACUAUUAGCGAGGCCAGUUCCCACUUUAUUGAGUCCGCAACAAAGUAGACCGAAAAGUAGCAACUUUUUACAAGUGCCAGAUAUAGAAUCGCCUCGGCCAAAAAGCGUCCCCAGUUCACCUAUGGUCAAAAGAGCGUUCUCUAGGUUAGGUACAAUAACGGCCGGCUGGGGCAGGUCCAUCAGGAAACACAACGCCCAGCAGCUCUCCGCGGAGGACAAGAAGAAGUGGGCCAGCAGCCAGGACUGCUCAAAUAAAGAAGGGAAGGACAAAGAGGGCAAGGAUAAACCCACAGCUGCCCAGUUGCCGGUUCCAAGGCUAAGCGUGUGUGCUGAUGCUCAAAAAGUUGACAGAGCCAAAUUGGCGCAGACUGAAUUUUCUAUUAUAGAAUUCGAUCCAGACACUUUCCGAAUAUUGUUAGAUUAUCUACACACCGGAUCUUGUCCCCUCACUUGUUCAACCAUUCCAGGACUUAUUUGCGCAGCUGAACACUACGACCUUCCAGAACUCCUUCAAGCCUGCUUCCACCACGCCAAACAGUUUCUCAGAAUCGAAGUCGUGUGUUGCAUGUUAUGCUCAUUAGAAAAUUACUACUGGAGGUAUACUUCCGCAUCUGAGUUAGUCAACAUGAUUUUAGCCUUUGUGGAAACCCGCGCUUACGCUCUUUUUACCACUCCAGAAUUCCUCACCCUGAGUGAAUCCAUGGUGCAAAUGAUAAUGUGCAGGAAUCUAGAAGUUCCAGAAGUUAGGAAAUUUGAAGCGAUGUUGGCCUGGGCGAGGCACAAAAUUCGUACUAAAACUUCCAGCAAAUUGGAUGCCAAGUUAGAAUUUAAGUGCAUUAUGGAACGAUUGGCUAGAGAUUUGAAGCUGUAUAGAAUAUCGCCCCAAGAACUUAUUAAGGUCGUUUUGCCGUCGAAGGCAAUAAAGAACGAGCGUAUUCUGGAGACGUUGAUGUUCCAGGCGAAUUCUGGUAUGUAUCGGAUACAGGACUCGUACAUUAAAGAGUGUACCCAAAGACUGCAAAAACAAGACUCCAGAUUUUCGGAAUGGGAGUCGUUCGAUUACAGCACAUAAAAGACUUUUUGUGACGAAUCCCUUUAGAUUAGAAGACAAUCAUGAGCAAUUUAUGCAUCCAACAUUCGCGGCAUCUGUGAAGGAUAUACUGAUAUUAUAUAACAAUAAGAUAUAUUACGCCAACUGGGAACAAGUGAUUCAUGUUUUAUAUGAUGUUUAAGUCGGUGUGAUUGCAAGACAAUCUAUUAUGAAUUAAGUGUUUGCCUUGCGUGUACGAUUUUUUAUUCUCACAAGCAUCAGUCUUCGGUCAAUGUUUACUGUUGUUUUCGUGGAACCUCUUACACAGCUUUACCAGUUAAGUCAAGUUCUACUUGGUUGGAGCUAUAUUUAGUAAAACGUGUUGAAUAGAUAUGGUUUAUGUAAACGAUGUUACUGGAGAUUCAUAUUGGACAAAUCUGUGGACGCUUUGUGCAACAACCAAUAUAUUUUGGGAAUUUUCCUUAUUUGAUAUGAAUGUCCGGACGAUAUACACCUCUGACGACUAUAUGAUUUUCAACUGUUAUCUGUAUUUAUAGGAAUCGUGUAUACUUAUCUGAACAGCAUAUAUUUAUUUCGUACCUGUGUUGUGAAUACUCGGCAGGUUACGUGGACCCUGUCUGUAUAGAGACUUGUUGCUGUUUGUAUUCGUGUUCGAUGUUUCAUAUUUGAAAAGACACAAACCACGUGUUUGUAAGACUAAAUAUAUUUUAAUUACUCUUAGAUAGCAAAAACAAAUGUUGACAUAUUUUGAUACUAAAUAACUAAAGAUGAAAAAAAAACAUAAAUGUUUCUUUGCGCAAAUCUGUUCAAAAUUUUAUUUGACAAAUAACUAAUAAGUGUCUUAUUACGAAAUAGUAAAAAGCAAAUGAAAAUACUAUAUUUAACAUCGUUGUAAAAUGUUGUCUGUUUUAACAAAUCUUCAUUUUACUUUGUACUGAUUGUUACGUCUCUUUAAUACGUUUAUGUGAAACCACGACUUCUCCCACCGCAGCUUCCAAAAAGAUCUUUCUUUGCCAACUACCAGAAAUUCUAUAUUUCUUGUACGGUUUUCUCGAGAAGUCGUGUUUCCUGGUUAUGUACUUUGAUUAUUAAAUUUAUUUAAAUUUAAACGAAGAAAUUAUAUGUUCACACUUAUUCUGUUUGCUUGUACUUGUGUUAAAAACCAAAGAAAUGUAAUAAAAAAAUGAUCUAAAUAGAAACACCAAUAUUUGUGAACGAUAACUUUGUUGUAAGAUUGUUGCUUUAUCAAUGUACAAGUAAAUGGAAUAUUUCAUAUAUAUUCUAAGAUAUUGUAAAUCUUAUUUUCUCAAAUAAAUUUUUUUGA